Molecule: messenger RNA, 1981 nt
Organism: Pseudonaja textilis
Lineage: Eukaryota; Metazoa; Chordata; Lepidosauria; Squamata; Elapidae
Gene: ID2
Product: inhibitor of DNA binding 2
Biological process (GO): cell differentiation; circadian regulation of gene expression; negative regulation of transcription by RNA polymerase II
Cellular component (GO): nucleus; cytoplasm
Molecular function (GO): transcription regulator activity; protein dimerization activity
Source: RefSeq, a predicted model, not a curated record
UAAAAGCCGGAGCAGGGGGGCUUAACUUCAUUCUGACUGUAGAGUGGGAAGCCACAGGGAGGGAAGAAGGAAAAAGAGAGCGGGGCAGGCAGGCAGGGAGGGCUGAAGGCGACACAAUUCUUCUCCGUUCCGGAGUGCGCUGUGGGCUUCAAAGCAAGGCAAAGCCGGCCGGCUCUUCCAGUCUUCUGCAGCAUGAAAGCCUUUAGUCCGGUGCGAUCCGUCCGGAAAAACAGCCUUUCGGAACACAGCCUGGGGAUUUCCCGGAGUAAAACCCCGGUGGAUGACCCGAUGAGUUUGCUGUACAACAUGAACGACUGCUACUCGAAGCUGAAAGAGCUGGUGCCCAGCAUUCCUCAGAACAAGAAAGUCAGCAAGAUGGAAAUCCUGCAGCACGUUAUUGACUACAUCCUGGACCUGCAGAUCGCUCUCGACACGCACCCCAGCAUCGUCACCCUCCAUCACCAGAGACCGGGACAGAACCCUUCCUCCAGAACUCCUCUGACCACCUUGAACACAGACAUCAGCAUCUUGUCACUACAGGCAGCUGAAUUUCCCUCAGAGUUAAUGUCAAAUGAGAGCAAAGCACUUUGUGGCUAAGUAUGUUUGGUGUUUGCUGAAUUUUUGCACAAGAAGAUACAUCCCCCCACGGCAAUGCUGUCUGUUUCCCAGCUAUAUCUGGAGGGGGGGAAUCCAUAUUCAGUUAAAUGAACCUUUUAAAGAAAAAUUAAUGGAUAUCAUCUUCUACUGUUCUUCAUCUUGGACUAAUCUUAAUUAUUUAUGAAGAGACUUUUAAAAAGCCCUUUCCCUAGCUGGAAAGGCUUCAUUUAUAUGCUACUCCCACAGUAGGGAGCAAAAUGCAACUUUUUUUAAAAAAAGCCCUCCUUAAGGAAUUUUCCCUUUUAAAGCAGACUUUGCCUUUUUUUCCUCCAAAAGGUGGAGCGUGAGUAUUAGAAGAUUUGAGUGUUCAGUAUUCUGUGAAGUCUUGGUCAAAAAUUAGCUUUUUUUUGACAUGCGUAUAGGACUGAAUGCUGUGUACAUAUUUAUAUAUAAAUAUGGGAACGAAACUUUGAACUCUUUAAUUAGAGUUUUCUUGUAUAGUAGCAGAAAUGUAUAUUUCUGCAAAAAAAAAAGUUAUGAUGUACCUCUAAUCAUGCUGAACUUUUUAUAAAAGUUUAGUUGUAAACUUAACCUUUUUAUACAGAAUCAAAAUAAAUUGUGUGUUCAUUGAAUAGCUUGUUUGCCUUCUUUGUAAGUGCCAGCUGUUUUGUGGCAGAACAGCUGAAUUGGCAAUAUACCAGUUACAUUCUAUGUAGAUUGUCCUGGAAGUUCUUUAUUUUCUCUGAGAAAUUGAAAGUUGUUAAAAAAAAAAUCCAAAGCUUUUUGUGAAGAGACUUUCAAGUUGGUCACUGCCUUGAGAAGUUUGAAUUUUAGAAGCAAAAACUUGUUGUGCACAAAUAAUUCCUUUGCCUGUUUUCACCCUCUGUUGAUUGGCUAUGUGAACUUCUAAAAGCAACUUCUCCACCUCUGAUGAACUUGCUUUUGAUUAUGCAGAAAUUAAGGACAGGGCUGCUAAUUUUCCCAACUGUUAACUUCUUGUAAAAACAAAAUUUUCAUGUAAAAAAUAUAAAAGCUAAUGUUUUAAUGUAAGCUAAUGAUGUAUGAAUACUGGAAAGUUUAUAUGGAUGUGCAAUAUUUCAUGAAAAGGGUAUUAGUUAAUAAGUUGCAGCUUUUCUAUAUGACUAAGCUGCUGAGAAAUGAAAGUCAUUCUCAUGUUAUUGAUUAAACUCUGGCUGCUUCUAAGCAUUCAACCUCUUCUAAAAAUUAAAUGUCAUUUUCUAGUAUUGUCUUAAGGUUGCAAUGCCAACUAUAAGAAUAAGAUGGACUUCAGGAUUUAAAUUAUAAACAUAUGCAGAAUUGCUGCUCUUCUGUCAAUUCUCAUCACUACACAACUCCUUUUUUCAAUCUUGUCCUACUAUAACCC